This is a messenger RNA of Cucumis sativus (cucumber), 1336 nucleotides long. RefSeq lists its product as uncharacterized. Gene Ontology annotation, molecular function: oxidoreductase activity, acting on the CH-CH group of donors. The transcript has 10 exons. Gene Ontology annotation, cellular component: membrane. NCBI's taxonomy places the organism in Eukaryota, Viridiplantae, Streptophyta, Magnoliopsida, Cucurbitales, Cucurbitaceae. Gene Ontology annotation, biological process: lipid metabolic process. Bases 198 to 1121 code for a protein of 307 amino acids. The record is from RefSeq and is a predicted model, not a curated record.
AAAAGCCAACGAAAAUGGUAGGAAAUGGAGGGAAGAACUAAGAAUAUGUCAAAAGAAAGGAUUGGUUAAUACAACCGUCGUGUUGUUCGAAUCCUGGCCAGAAGCUCUUUUGACUCCUCCCAUUGCUAAUUUCUUAUUAAAGAUUAUUACUUCACCGCAAAAACUGAAAUCCUCACUGUUUCCUCGUCGGCGGCGUCAUGGGUACUGUCAUCGACUCCCAUUUCUUGGCCAUCACUGCCAUUGUCACUAUUGGGUAUCAACUGUCUUUCUUUAUAAUCACAGCUCUUCUCAAGUUUGACAAAGUUACUGAUUUCGCUGGUAGCACAAAUUUUGUGAUACUUGCUGUUUUGACUCUAGUUCUUAAAGGAAGUUGGCAUUUUAGACAGGUAAUUCUGUCUGUGCUUGUAGUGGCAUGGGGUCUUCGCCUUGGUUUUUUCUUGUUAAUGAGGAUUUUGCAAUGGGGAGAGGACCGGCGUUUUGAUGAAAUGCGUAGUAAUUUGGGGAAAUUGGCAGUUUUCUGGAUAUUUCAGGCUGUCUGGGUCUGGACCGUAAGCUUACCUGUCACAGUGGUCAAUGCAAGCAAUCACAACCCAUCUCUACGAGCUGCAGAUGUAAUUGGGUGGAUUAUGUGGUUAAUAGGUUUUCUAAUCGAAGCUACAGCUGAUCAACAAAAAUUGAGAUUUAAAAGCUCUCCAGAAAAUAGGGGGAAGUGGUGCAAUGUUGGACUUUGGAAGGUCUCACGUCAUCCUAAUUACUUUGGUGAGAUCUUUCUUUGGUGGGGAAUCUUCGUUGCUUCCAUACCCGUUCUGAAAGGUGCUGAGUGGCUUGUGAUACUUGGUCCCAUAUUCCUCACAUUACUGCUUCUUUUUGUCAGUGGGAUUCCACUACUUGAGGAAUCGGCAGAUAAGAAAUUUGGGAAUGUGACUGAAUACGUACAUUAUAAAAGAAAGACUAGCCCCCUAAUCCCACUGCCUCCCGCAAUAUAUGGAAACCUGCCCUCCUGGUUCAAGAAAUUUUUUCUAUUUGAAUUACCUCUUUACAGCCGCAAUCUUCCAGGGGGCGACCUAAACUGGUGUAGAACAAGCAAGGGAGAAAGCAGUGAUAGAUUGAAGAUGGGUUAGGAUUUGUACUUGUUAGGAUUCUUGUUCAUUAAUUUGAAAUUUGAAUAGAGCUUUACGGCACUGCUAGAAGCAUUCAUCACCAUUCUUGCCACUCUUCCUCUUAUGAUGUAUCUAUCGUUUACAAAACCGACAUUGAUACUCGUUUUGAUUUCCUUUAGUAUUUGUAAGUUUUAAGUUUUAAUUAUUGAUAUAAAUUUAGUUCAAUAUUUCCUCUA